GAUCAGUCAACAGAGUUUAGAGUCCAGGAUUCUCUGUCACUUCACCACAGCACUGUCGCCGGGUGCUAUCAGCGUCGGCAGGCUUGGCAUGUCCCUGCAACCUCAUCCACACAAGCAACCUCUGACCGGCGUCAGCUCGUUGCCCCACACGGCCACACCACACUCGCACACGCAACGAAGCUCCACGAUCCUGCGCAGCAUCUAUCGCGCCAGCUAGAUUAGCUUGCUCAGCUCAGCUCGAUCGCCGGCGGCAGCCCGGAUGGUGGAGCCGGAGGCCGCCUUCGCCGUCGCCAGCGUCCUGGCCGUGGUCACCGUGGCCGUCCUGCUGCGCGCGUGCUCCCGCCGCGCCGCGCCCGCGACGCCGCGCCGGAGGGAGGAGGCGCGCGCUCACCGCCGCGGCGCGGUCAUGGCGGACGCCGCCUUCUUCGCGGGCGGCGUGGCGGACGUCGACGCGGGCCUCGACGACGCCGCGCUCAGGGCGCUGCCCAAACUGAUCUACGGCAACGAGGAAGCCGAGGCGGCCGGGAAGACGAAGGCGGCGUGCUGCGCGGUGUGCCUGGGCGAGUACGCCGGCGGCGACGUGCUCCGGAUGCUGCCUCGGUGCGGGCACGCCUUCCACCAGCGCUGCGUCGACCGAUGGCUGCGGCUGCACCAGACGUGCCCUGUCUGCCGCUCGCCGCCGGCGCUCAGCCCCGCCGCGGCGACAGCUCUGGCCGCGCCCACGCACCCCUGAUUGCAAAUUCUCAACUUACUCCGGUUGGAAGCUGUAAAGUAGAAGCAUUGUACCAUAUGAAUAUGAAAUAGAAGAGGGGACACCUCAAAGAUUCAGCAGAAA
This is a messenger RNA of Panicum virgatum (switchgrass), 835 nucleotides long. RefSeq names its product RING-H2 finger protein ATL70-like. The transcript has a single exon. NCBI's taxonomy places the organism in Eukaryota, Viridiplantae, Streptophyta, Magnoliopsida, Poales, Poaceae. The coding region runs from base 260 to 733 and encodes 157 amino acids. The record is from RefSeq and is a predicted model, not a curated record.